UAUAAUGAUUUUAUUUAAAAAGUGAUUAUCGUGAAUGUAAAACAUAAUUUGAAGCUCAAAUAAUUUUAUCUUCAUAUGUAUUUAUAUAUAUAUAUAUAUAUAAUACGAAUAUAUAUAUACAUACACACACACAUAAUAUAUAUAUAUAUAUAUACAUAUACAUAUAUAUAUUAUAAUAAUAGAUCAUAUAAAUGUUAAGUAUUUCCUUGCAAUUCUUGCAAUAUGUCUAUAAAAAUAGAAUUAAAGGACUAAUUAAUUAAUGUACAGUAUUUAACAUAUGAAUGUAAUAAAGAAAUUUGUUAAAAUUAUGUACGUAAAGAAAUAACCCAAUGUAUUCUAUCUUUUUUUUUUUUAUAUAUAUAUAUAAUUCGAUAAUUAAACAACAGUUGAUAAUUUAAUCAAUAAAUCUUUCAUUUAAUAAUAAAUCUUUUCUAUUUCCAUACGUCGAUCGAAAUAUCCUAUUAAUUUAAUCUUCUUUAAAUUUGUGCCAAUUUUAAAUUUGCAAAUUUUACGUUAAUCCUUAGGAAUUUUCAAAAUAUAUCACAGAUGUCGCCCUAAUGACGUUUUAUUUAUUUUAAAAAAAAAAAAAAAAAAAAAGAAAGAAGGAAUAACGGAAAUGUUCAUGGACGAUAUAACACAAAUUAUAAAGAUAUUUAUAAAUAUAAUUAUUGUUACUUUUUCAUUUCAAAGAUAUAAUAUUCGAUUCGCACGAUGGAAUGAAUAAAUGAAGGUAAAAAGAAUUAUGUGAAAAGUAUUUUAUAUUCAAAAAAAAAAAAGAAAAGAAAAAAAAAUUAAGAAGUCAGUCCAAAUCAGAAAUACUGUAAUAUAUUUUAGAAGGAAGGAGUAAGUAAUAGAAUAAACAAUAAUAAUAAUAAUAAUAAUAAUAAUAAUAAUAUUAUUAUUAUUAUUAUUAUUAUUAUUAGUAUACGUAUAUUUAUAAAAUCCAUGAUUUUUUUUUCUUUUUCUAAUGGAAAAACUUGUAAAAUAUUAGGCGAGAAAAUUAAUUGAUAUUGUACGAUCAAUUUGAAAUAUUAACGAAGUUAACCUAAAUCCAUACAUAACAGGUAUCCAUAAAUCAAACAAAUUAGGAAAUAAAGAAAUAUAAGAGUGUACAUAAAUAUAUAUAUAUAUAUACAUAUAUAUACACAUGUGUAUGUAUGUAUGUAUAUAUAUAUAUAUAUAUCGUAUAUCAUAUGGACAGAAAUUUAGGACGAAAAUUCUAGAGGAUCCGGCUAUGAUACGUGGCCAUUGCUAGAAGAUCCGCACGAAGAAAGAGAAGGAAGAAGAAUGGAAAGGAGUAUCUCGGUCAGUGGGCCUUUUCUCAUAUCGUGACGGUGUGGGGCCCUCGUUCGUGGCUUUGGGACCACCUUAGGAAUCUCUUGCAAAAAUAUAGUGGUUGGUCAAAACAUCACUUGAUGCGUUGAGGAUGCAACGUGAUCUUUGCAACGGUGGGCUUGCAUGCGCCGUUGUGUGGGUGUCAUCGACCUGCCUUCUUUUUCUUCUUUCAUUGUCAUCCUCGGUUGGAGCUGAGUCAUCUCUAAAAGCCACAACAGGUCGAUGUCCAUCCUUCGAAGAGCAAAACAUUUGUCCAUCGAGGUCACCAUCCUGUAAGAUAGAUUCCGAAUGUCAAUUAUUCGAAGAACGUUGCUGCAAAACAGCCUGCGGAUUGAGAUGCGUCGGUAGCGAACUAUCAGGAUGCGAACAAUUGGCUUUGGCAACCGUUAAGAGAUUCCGUGCUCUUGACAGUUGGACCGUGAUAUCGCAAUAUAUACCAAAAUGUAAUAACAAAACAGGAGAUUUUGAGAGGGUGCAGUGUGAUCCUGAGAAAAAACGUUGUUGGUGCGUCGACGAGAAGAUUGGUAGUGAAAUUCCUGGAACGAUAGGAUCUAACAUCGAUGAUAUUGAUUGCAAUAAUCCUAAACCAUGUCCAGCACAUUCUUGUCGAAUGUUUUGCCCGCUUGGAUUCGAAAUCGAUACGAACAAUGGGUGUCCCAAGUGUGAAUGCAGAGAUCCAUGUCGUGGUAUAACUUGUCCAAGUCCGGGUCAGAUAUGUGAAUUAAUCGAUGUACCCUGUGCACGUCCUCCGUGUCCACCGGUGCCAAGCUGUCGUAAAGCUAAAUCCCUCUUCAACGUAUGCCCGGCAGGUGAACCAUUGCAAAUCACAGAUUCUUUGAGACCAUUCCUAUGCGGUAAUACAGCAGGAAAACCAAGUUGUCCGCCGAUGUAUAGAUGUUUGGUAGAUCCGAAACAGGAAUAUGGGGUUUGUUGUCCCUCAAAUUUCAAUUUAACGAGAGCCGGUACUUGCCCAAACGAGGAACCAACGAUUUGUGGUAGAACGUGCCAACACGAUUUGGAAUGUCCACCGCCACAGAAAUGUUGUCAAAGUGAACACUGCGGUGGUAGUUGUUUUAUACCCGAAAAUCUUAGCGUAUGUCGGCAUGAUCGUAUGCUGGCAGAAAUGUUAAGUAUUUCGGAAAAACAGGGCCGAGGUUACAUACCGCAAUGUACGGAAGAAGGAGAAUUUCAAACUAAACAAUGUUCGAGAAACGGUCUGGUAUGUUGGUGUGUCGAUGAUGAUGGUCGAAAGAUAUCUGGUUCAAUGGGACCAGCUGAUAAAGUAAAUUGUACAUCGAUUGCCAAAGCAAGAUCUUUAUCGACAUCUUGCAUUCAACAACAGUGCGCCCAAGUUUGUCAAUAUGGAUUUAAAACUGAUUCUUCCGGUUGUUCUACAUGCGAAUGCGAUAAUCCUUGCGAGGGUUUUCCAUGUCCACCCGAAGAAGAGUGUGUGCUCAAACAGGAAACGAAUUGUCCUGAUUUUCUUUGUCCUACCAAGCCAGAAUGUAAAGCAAAAAGAACUUAUAAAAGCCCUUGCAUUUUCGGUACACCUCUGAGCGACGAGGAAGGUAAUGCAAUCACGUGUUCUAACAAUCAGACCUGUCCAUAUAAUUACGCGUGUACAAUGGUACCGGAAGCUGGACAAUCGAUCUGUUGUGCUAUACCAUCGACCACAGUAAAAAAAUUAUCAAUGUGUGAAUAUCUGCGAGAUUUCGGUGAACGAAUGGAAGGUACGAGAGAAGGUAUGUCCUUGGCUGUUCCACCACCGCAAUGCGAGGAAAAUGGUACUUACAAGCCUUUGCAAUGUAAUAACGGUACCUGUGCUUGCGUGAAUCAGUACGGAGUUAUUCUGCGCGGUGACGUCAGUCCCGAGACCGAUUGCAAAAGUCUUAAAAAUCCUUGGCAAGUUUGUACCCCGAUAUCGUGCGAUUUGGUUUGUCCUUAUGGUUACGACAUAGAUACGAAUGGUUGCGAGCAAUGUAAUUGUCACGAUCCUUGUAAAGAUGUGUCUUGUGGCCUACGAGAAGUUUGCACAAUGGUGGACGUAAAUUGUGGCACAGGAGAAUAUUGUCCACCCGUUCCUGCGUGUCUGACAACGAAACCCGGACAAUGUCCCUAUUUGGUACCAAGUUCGUCGAGCUGUGAAUUACAAUGUAGUAACGAUCAAGAGUGUUCGAAUUCGGAUAAAUGUUGUUCAACAGGUUGUGGUACGCAAUGCGUAGCACCUGUCAUGGCCACUGCUUGUCAACAUGCACAGGCUGUAGCCAAGCACGCUGCUAGAGAGUCUGGUGAACCAGCAAGAAGAAUUUAUAUACCUAGAUGUGACGUCAAUGGGGCAUUCGAGGCAGUCCAAUGUCACAACGGUAUGUGUUGGUGCGUCGACGUGGAAGGAAGAGAAGCUGCAGGUACACGCGUUCUCGAAGGUAUCGUACCAAGAUGUAACAAGCCUCAAAGAUGUCCAGAAAUCGAUUGUAAGCUCGAUUGUCGAUCGGAAGGUUUUGAAUUGGAUCUAGAUAGUGGUUGUCCUAUGUGUUCAUGUAGAGAUCCAUGUAAAAGAGUAACUUGUCGCGGUGAGAAUGAAGCUUGUAGAAUGGUCGAGGUGGCUUGUAGUGUACCACCUUGUCCACCAGUACCAGUUUGUUUACCGAAGAAGGAUAAUCCAUGUCCAAAUGGAACGCCUCUUCUAGAUCAAAAUAGAUUACCUGCUACUUGUGGUCCUCACGGUCAUCAAUGUCCAUCUACACACAAGUGCGAGUUGUCGCCGUUAGAUGAAUAUGCUGUUUGUUGUCCGAAACCACGUGAGGUUUGUUUUGAACCAUUACGUACAGUACCGUGUAAUACGACGACUAUGUACAAUGAAACAGAUAGAUGGUACUUCGAUCCAGAGAAAAACGAAUGUAGAAUAAAAACCGAAUGUACGCAUGGCCAUAAUGAUUUCUCAAGUCGUUUGAUAUGCGACACCGUUUGUCCUGUCUUGUCUCAGUGCGAAAGACUCCGAGAGAAAAAUUUGAAAACAUCACAAAGAUUAAAACAAUCGACAUUUCUACCUAGAUGCAAUCAAGAUACUGGCAUGUGGGAAUCUGUUCAAUGUUUGGAACACGUUGGUGUUUGUUGGUGUGUUAAUAGAAAAGGACAACCCAUGAAAGGAUCGCUUAUCAGAGGACUCGAACCAAAAUGUAACUUUAGACAAGCUAGACGUGGCGGUAGAGGUCCUACGAAUCAAGAAAUAGAUUACAAGAUUCAGGCCUUCAUGGAAGGUACUUUGUUGGAAUUAUUAGAGGCUGAUGAGAAACAAAUGAAAAAGAUCAUCGUUACUAGAUGCCAAGCAAUGAGAGACAGAGGUCAUGUAUCGGCUAUAUGCGAUCGUCAAGGUAAAUUUGAACCUACUCAGUGUGCUGGUGAUACAUGCUGGUGCGUCGACGAGGCUGGCAAUCAACUGGUUGGUUCAGAACCAUUUUUAAAAGGAACUAACAUAUGUUUACCAACUCCAAUUGAGGCCGUAGAAGUCAUAUUACGUUUUCCAGGAAGAUUUUUAAUAACCGACAAGGUACGCUUUAAAGGGGAAGCAAAAAAAUUUUUGUACGAAUUAGGUGCAAGGAUAAAGGACGAUAUUGAAGUAGAUCUCGAACGUGAUUCGGCCUUUCUGAAAUUUGAUAUUAUCGGUACGAAUAAGGUCGACAUAGCUUUUCAUUUGGAAGAAUUGACAAGGAUGCAGAAACUAUUAAUCCUUGGGUCAUUGGCCGAUGAAACGACGUCACGAUUCACACAUAAAUCUAUGCCAGUCGCUGUUGAAAACAGGAUCGUUGCGUUAGAGCAACGGGAGAUUCUAACGGAAGUUGAAGCACCCGUUUAUCAAACGGCCACUUUGGUUUUAGCUGCAGCCAGCGCCUUUGUUAUCAGCAGCUUGAUAAUCCUCUUAAUGUUGUAUCGAAAAAAGAUGAAGAUGAAGGAUCCAAGAAAAACUUUGCCGAUGGAUCAACAUUUCCUUGCUUAUAAUCAACAACCGGUUUAUGUAAUAUCCGGCCUGGAAAAAGAUGAGAAGGAUGUAGGACAACUACAAGAAAAUGUUAAUCCUUCUGAAACAACUGAUAAUAAUGCAUGAAUGAUAACAUUGAGAAAAUAUGAUUAUAUAUAUAUAUAUAUAUUUAAAAUAUGAUUAUAUAUAUAUAUAUAUAUAUUUAAAAUAUGAUUAUAUAUAUAUAUAUAUAUAUAAUCGUUUUUCGAUCAUUCAUGCCCCGAAAUAGGAUUUAAAUAUCAUCAUUCACAUUAAUGAGGUCAUAACUGUGUUCCCUCGUUUCAUCAUAAUUCAUAAAAUAUUUAUUCAAUAUACAUAUGUAAUAAAUAACAAAAUAGCGAUUUGUAAAAUCGCCGAUCGACCAAAUUCUGAAAGGGAAUUCAUUGAUAAAAGAAUGUUUGUAUUAUUGGGUUAUAUGGGUAAAAAUAUGAUAAUUUUAAAAAUCGAUUAUUUUCUCGAAAUAUUUUUUCUUUUUUUUUUUUUUUGUCUUAUAAUCAGGCUUUUGGUUUUCAUCAAAGUUGGAUGUUAUAAUUUUUUUACGAACCCGAAAAAAAAGAAAGAAAGAAAAAAAAGGAAUACAAAGAGAAAAAAGAAUUAGCCUGUUACGAAAAGGAGUGAUUGAUUUUGUUGAAAAAUCAUUUAGAAAUUUUGUGAGCCCAUCUUGUUUUUCUUCUUUUUUUUUUUUUUUUUUCGUUUUUUUUUUCCCCUUUACAAACAUUUCAAAAGUAAAAAAAUACAUAUCACGAUGAAUUUGAUCGAUCGUUCGAUACGAAAAGAAAAUCUCGAUUUUCUUUUCGUCUCUAUCAUUUUCCUUUCAAUGUGAUCAAUGAAAAGAUGUUGAUAUCAUAAUGAUUGUUCGACGACAUCGUUACAUUGAUACGCUAAUGUAAAUAUUAGAUCCAUACUUCUACUUCCCCUCCCCCCUACUCCCUUCUCCCUUCGAUUAUUUAUAUAAAAUCAAUAAAGAACGCGAUUUACUUAC
Messenger RNA from Vespa velutina, 6332 nucleotides. RefSeq lists its product as uncharacterized. Lineage: Eukaryota; Metazoa; Arthropoda; Insecta; Hymenoptera; Vespidae. Gene Ontology annotation, cellular component: extracellular region; basement membrane. The transcript has 9 exons. Gene Ontology annotation, biological process: cell-matrix adhesion. The coding region runs from base 1427 to 5437 and encodes 1336 amino acids. Gene Ontology annotation, molecular function: serine-type endopeptidase inhibitor activity. The record is from RefSeq and is a predicted model, not a curated record.